AUGUGGAUCGACCCACAGGCUCUUGAUACUCAAUGGCCGAACUCCACUGAGAUGGUUAUGACUGACCCCGAAACUAAGAAUCUGACAAAGAAACAGAAGGAAGCCUACAUUGCAGCUCUUGAGGAGCAUCCCACGACGGAUAGGAUAGUAAAAGAGCUAGAUGAUCUGCAAGUUCGGACUGGUGUCUAUGGAACACUAUUCGUCGUACGCGGUCACAUCAACAACACCAUUCAAAGCGCGAUGCACAGCAUGAAUAAUUUGGAAGAUUUUUGGGAGGAUGUGUACGAGCAUCCCAUGGCUGACUUUCUCAGGCACGGAGGAAUAGAAUUAGGUCUUUGUGCAAGCGUCGGGAGCAGUACGAACCUUUUGUCUUCGUACUGCGACACUGCAUCUUCCCGUCUCAACGAUAUCGUCUCGUUCCUCCUUUCUUUUCCUCCGUUCAUCAACUUCAUCAAUAGUUUCAUCUCACAAGUACCUUUCUGUCAAGAGCUCAGCACCCUAUUCCAGCAAACACAUUCUGAAUUCCCCCGGAAUACCAUGGAUUGCAUUGAAGCAGACCCAGCUCUAGAAGCACAACCAAACUUUGAGUCAGCAGCAUAUCAUGGUUGGCUCAAUGCCCUAAUGGAUGGUGGCGCUACCAGAGAAGAGGCUCUAGUGCAGAUGGCAGAAGGUUGGGGUCUCAAGUGA
Messenger RNA from Suillus subalutaceus, 687 nucleotides. RefSeq lists its product as uncharacterized. The coding region runs from base 1 to 687 and encodes 228 amino acids. Lineage: Eukaryota; Fungi; Basidiomycota; Agaricomycetes; Boletales; Suillaceae. The transcript is spliced from 5 exons. The record is from RefSeq and is a predicted model, not a curated record.